This is a messenger RNA of Ctenocephalides felis (cat flea), 1449 nucleotides long. RefSeq lists its product as uncharacterized. The coding region runs from base 1 to 1449 and encodes 482 amino acids. Lineage: Eukaryota; Metazoa; Arthropoda; Insecta; Siphonaptera; Pulicidae. The transcript is spliced from 2 exons. The record is from RefSeq and is a predicted model, not a curated record.
AUGGAUUCAGAAGGUACUCCUUCGAAGUGUUUACAAGAGUCUCCUUCAAAGCAAAUUUCUCAACUCGACUUAGUGAAUCGAGUAUCGGUGAAAAUUCCACCAUUUUGGGAGAACAGCCCGGAUCUCUGGUUUUCACAAAUUGAAGCACAGUUUGACAUCGCAACAAUAACCAAUGAGAACACAAGAUUCUCAUAUGUAAUCGCAAACCUCGAGGAGAAACAGGCUCGAGAAGUAGAAGAUGUCAUUAAACAACCGCCAACAGAAAACCCCUACUCCUACUUGAAGAAAGUACUUAUAAGCAGACUAUGUGCUUCGGAAGAAACCAGAAUCAAACAAAUCCUCUCUGAAGAAGAGUUAGGAGAUCGCCGUCCAUCGCAGUUUCUUCGACAUUUACGUUCCCUUGCUGGCCACACGACAAUCGGUGAAAGCAUGUUCAGAUCACUAUGGAUGCAAAGGCUUCCUGCGUACAUACGCGCCAUACUGCAAACACAAUGCGACCUGCCUCUAGAUAAACUAGCAGCUACGGCAGAUAAAAUUUUAGAGGUACAGCCGUUAAUCCACCACGUAGAUUCAACCAAGCAAGUGCACUAUAAUAAACCUUCUGAGCAACGCCAGAGUGAUCAACUGGAAGAAUUAACCAAGCAAGUACGCGACUUACAGAAACAAAUUCGAUAUUUAAAUCAAAAAGGAAGAUCAAGAUCAAAAAGUAGAGAACGGGUGGAAUACACAAAAUGUUGGUACCAUAAUCAAUUCGGCAGAAAAGCAAGAAAAUGUCAGGCACCCUGCUCCUGGAAUAUGUACCAUACAGGUUCAGAUGUUUCCUGCUAUCCUCGGAGGUCCAUCCGCAGGUGUAUCAAGACAAAUUACGAGUUGCAAGCAGCCAAUGGUACACGGAUUAAAACAUACGGUCAAAAACACCUACGCCUUAACCUCGGGCUAAGAAGAGAAUUCAGCUGGAAAUUUAUUGUAGCAGACGUGGAUUCACCAAUCAUAGGCUCCGACUUCUUAGCUUUCUUCGGAUUACUGCCAGAUUGCCGAAACAAAAGGAUCGUCGACGGAACCACAGGUUUGUGUACAAUUGGAGUGACUCUCAAGACACCCCAACAAAGCAUAAAAACUCUCAAAAAUAAAAGGUCAGUAAUACAUAACAUAUUGGAAGAGUUUCCAAAUUUAACCAAACCGUCUGGAACACCACGCAAAAUAAAGCACAAAACAACACAUUCAAUAAUCACAACACCAGGCCCACCAGUGUCCUGCCGUCCACGACGUCUUGCGCCUGAUCGUUACAAGAUCGCAAAGGCCGAAUUCGAAGUAAUGCUCCACGAAGGAACAGCCCGGCGUUCAAAGAGUUCACGGUCUUCGCCCUUACACAUAGUCGAAAAGAAGGAUGGAGGAUGGCAGCCUUGUGGCGACUACCGUGCACUCAACGCACGAACUGUACCAGACUAG